Messenger RNA from Chenopodium quinoa (quinoa), 756 nucleotides. RefSeq lists its product as uncharacterized. The transcript has a single exon. The record is from RefSeq and is a predicted model, not a curated record. Lineage: Eukaryota; Viridiplantae; Streptophyta; Magnoliopsida; Caryophyllales; Amaranthaceae. The coding region runs from base 1 to 756 and encodes 251 amino acids.
AUGGGAGAUCUUAUGAAAAGACAAUUUAACAUCCUAGAUUUAUCUGGAAAGAAAUUUUUGGAAUGGAAAGUGGAUGCCAUGAUGAAUUUAAAAGCUCAAGGGUUGGAGCACACUGUUAAAGAUAAUAAAAGUCCCUCUGGUCAAACAACUGAUACUACCACUUCUGCAAUGACGGUUGAAAAACCUUUUACUGAACAAGAAAAGGCACAAGCCUUAGUGUUACUAAGGCAUUAUUUACAUGAAGGCCUUAAAAUUAAGUACAUGAUGGUUGAAGAUCCCAAAGAAUUAUGGGAUUGCCUUAAUGAAAGAUUUGGACACCACAAAAGGGUGCUCCUUCCUAAGGCAUUAUUUGACUGGACAAAUUUAUGGUUCCAGGAUUUCAAAUCAGUAAUUGUUUACAAUUCAACCAUACAUGAGAUAAUAUCUAUAUUGAAAUACUGUGGUCAUUCAGUCACCGAUGAACAAAUGAUUGAAAAAACACUCACUACCUUUCAUGCAAGCAACGUACUGUUGCAAAAACAAUAUCGUGAAAGAGGUUUUAAAAAGUUUAAUGAAUUAAUGAGUGUAUUGCUUGUUGCGGAACAAAAUAGUGAUCUUUUGUUGAAAAAUCAUAAUCUUAGACCAACUGGGUCUUUGGCUACUCAUCAUGAGGCAAAUGCAACAAGUUAUUAUCCACCCGAGGCAAAUGCUACACGAAAAGGUGGACGUGGAAAUUACAAUGGCCGUGGAAGAGGCCGUGGAAAUUAUCGCGGAUGA